Messenger RNA from Rotaria sordida, 897 nucleotides. Lineage: Eukaryota; Metazoa; Rotifera; Eurotatoria; Philodinida; Philodinidae. The record is from the annotation of a GenBank genome assembly.
AUGCAAGAUCAUUACAAAACAUCACGGAUGUCUAAUGUAAAUAGUUCUCAAAAUGAGAUUAUUAAUAAUACUAUUAGUAAUGGAACAACCGUUGGCAUGGGUCGAUCAGUUAGUAGUGCUCGUUUCCAAAUAGCUAAAGUAUCUAAUAAUGAUACAAAUACAGAAAGUUCAUUGGAUAAAACAAUUAGUAUUCCACAUAGUUUAUCAUCAAUUGUUCAACGUCCAUCAAUUCCCAAUGUUAACAAAGUAAAAAUUUUAAUUGGAGAUGAUGACAGUGAAUAUAGUAGUAUGGCAUCUGGUUUCGGACGAACAAUAGAUAUCAAUGCUAAUUGUACAUCAAUAGAUGAUAAAAAUAAUGAAAUAUGUUCAUAUGAUACAAUUGAUACAUUACCACAUAUAGAUCAUUAUAGAAAUUUAUUUUCAAUAACAUCGCCUGAAUCUAGAAUACGGCCAACACUUGAAGAAUUACAUGAAACAAAUAGUAUAGUAACAAGACUUCGAUUAGGAUCAACAAUUGAUUUAAAUAGUGAUAUGAUAAAUACAUUUGCAUUGCAAACCGAACAAUUAUCACAAAUUGAAAUAAAAUCAAAAGUCGAAAUUGUGAAAUUUGGAUGGAUUAUUGGUGUAUUUAUUCGAUGUGUAUUAAAUAUAUUUGGUGUUAUGCUUUUUCUUCGUUUAUCAUGGGUCACUGGUCAAGCUGGUAUUGGUUUAGCAAGUGUAAUUGUUAUUAUUUCAACAGCAGUAACUGUUUUAACAGGUUUAUCAAUGAGUGCUAUUUGUACUAAUGGAGAAGUUAAAGGUGGUGGAACAUAUUAUUUAAUAUCACGUAGUCUCGGUCCAGAAUUUGGUGGUGCUAUUGGUUUAAUAUUUUCAUUUGCUAGUAAGAAUUAUUUAUGA